Messenger RNA from Cuscuta campestris, 876 nucleotides. The record is from the annotation of a GenBank genome assembly. NCBI's taxonomy places the organism in Eukaryota, Viridiplantae, Streptophyta, Magnoliopsida, Solanales, Convolvulaceae.
GCUUAAAUUUUUUUAUUGCCUAAAUAAGAUUUAAUAAUGUCCCGAACAAGGAAUACUUUUCCAGUGACGGUGAACAUUUAGUUGAAUAAUGACUAAUGCAUAAUGAAUAAAAGUGUUAAAUUGAGAAAUAAAAAUAUAUGAUGAUAUUUGAGAAAAAAGUCAUUAUGUUCUAGUGUAAAUUUUCUGAUUUUAACAUAUAUGGGGCCCGGGAGAUACUAUAGAGUCAAAGAUGAGUAAUUAUAUUUUGAUAAAUUACCUGAAGGGGGGUAAAAUGAGGAAGGGCAUAAAAGAAAUCUUGAGGAAUGCGGUAUUUCUGGCUCAACUCCGAACACACACUCGAAGACCCAAGGCAACGACUUGUGAUCUCAUACCACCUCUCGGCAUUUACGACCCUCCGACGAAGCCAGCCGGAGUAGUCAUCCAACCUGCGGUCCCCGCCGCCGCGCACGGCGGCGAGGCCCGCAGGUUGGACGACUGCGACCAUAAAAGCCGCCGACCCCAAAAGCAAGAGGACGACAAAAAGCACUGGGGCCAAGUAGGAGAUGAGCUGGCACCGGACAUCACUGGAGAGCCCGCCUGCGAUUCCCGCGACGAGAGUGCAUCCGAAUGCCGCGCAGAGAAUCGAGGCAGCGGGCGCAGUGAUGGCCGGGAACAUCUUCAAGUUGCAGGGGUAUUCUUGUCUUUUGGAAACCCAUUGAAAUAUGAACCAAAAGAUGAGCAUUAGAACCAGCACUGUUGCAAUGUUGGUACACACAAUGCGGUUGUUAGUCUUCUUCGCCAUUUGAUUGGGAAAAUAUGAAGAAAAAAAAUGGGUUUUUUUAGUGGAAAACGAUGGAAAUGGAAAUGGGAAAGCGGUAAAAAAAAUUGGGGUAAAGU